AUGGCUGACCACGACAUCGUCCACUCCUUCAAAUCCACCAUCGGCUCGAAUCUGCAGGGCUCGUAUGCUCAAGUCCAUGUACUGCUCAUCGCCUGGGAGGAUCACGACGUCGGUGACGUUGACGGCGAGAUACGAGAUCUGCGCGCCUUAUUCGAGCAGGACUACCACUACAGCAGCGUCGCCUUCUUCCGCAUCCCAGUCAAGGGUCCUUCGCGCGCGAGGCUUAACAGAGAAAUAUCCAGCUUCGUUGAAGAGCAAUCCUUCCCGCAAGAUUCUCUCAUAAUCGUUUACUACGCUGGCCAUUGUAGUCCCGACGCGCAGGGACAGGCUGAGUGGGCGGCCUUUGAGUUGGGUGGACCAACAGUGUCUUGGCAUGUGACCCAGCAGUUGCUCUUCUCAGCUCCUGGCGAUGUGCUUCUAAUUCUUGACUGCUGCCACGCCUCUCUCAUCACGCGUGGCUCUAAGGAUGGUGAUGGCCGAUUUGAAUUGAUAGCCGCGUCAGCUAAAGGGGCCAAGACUCCUGUUCUGGGACGGAGGUCCCUUACGAGAGCCCCGAUUAGGCCGCCGAAGGAGAACUCCAGUACCGGAAUCCCAUCAGAGAACCUUGCUUCAGAAUUGAGAGAGGACCCGAAAGUUACUGGUAAGACUGGGAAUCUGUUAAUAAGCACACAAGCAAGUAUUAAUAUCCUACUAGAAACCCCGGUAUUUCAUGACUUUGUGAGGAAAUCACCAACCAAAAUCUUUCUCCAGCCUCUCCAGCCUCCAGCUGUGACAGAGGGCUUUGUUAAAAAGCCAUCUGGCUACCUAGUCUUCCGAGCAUCACUCUCAGAUGACGUGACGGGUCUGCAAAUUGCAACAUGGCUCAAGACAGCCCCUCCCAAAAACGUCACCGCCGUCAGUAUCGAAGCAAUCGUCAGUCGCGCGCGUCGCAUACAGGAUGCUCUCAAAGAUGGAGCCUUUCCACAGGGCUCUGUUUUCGAGCAAUUAUCUAAGCCUGCUAGAGACGAGAUUGUCAAAGGAAUCCGUAGGCUGAACACGACCAUGGCCGCCACCGAGGAAUAUGCCAAGGACUACACUACAAGAGACGAAAAUGAAGUCAUUCAACAGUCAUUAGUUGAGAUUCAUGAUAGAGUCUCAACGCUGAGUACUGCUAUUGAAACACCACUACUACUAGACACUGUCGGUAGCAGAAGUCCGGAAUCGACGCAAGAGACCCCAGAUGCUGUGAUUAUGGCUGCUGUCGACGUGGAUGCUGCUCUUCAUUUACGCAAAGCCAUCAUGAACCAAGAUCCGUCUGGCUAUAGUCGUGAGAUAAGCCGUGACAAGAUCUUGGAAUCCCUGAAAAGAAGCAGCUCCACAGACAAUCUAUCCGGUCGUUUCAAAAUGGGGAGUAUGGACGGCCGAUUUGUCAUCAUGGAGACCUACAAGUACAGGGAAUCCGAGGGCAACAGCGGUGAACCGCAACCUCAAACGCUACAAGAAGCUCGUAAGAUUACAGGUUUGCUAUGCCACCCAAAGCGUAAAGAGUUCCAUAUCCUACCAUGCGCGGGCUUCUUCCGUGACAGGCUCCGUAAAGAGAUAGGCAUAGUAUUCUGGUGUCCGCCCAUGUUUGGGACUGGAAGCAAGGUUGUGACGCUCCUCCAGUUGUACAAGAUGCAUCGACUUGUUCCUCUUGGUCAACGGAUUCAUCUCACUUGGGCAGUAGCUACAGCGAUUGAGAACUUCCAUCGCGUUGGUUGGGUACACAAGAGCAUCCGAAGCGACAACAUUGCCUUCACAGAACCCGGAAUCCGAUUGAGUGACGAAGAUGCAGAUUCGCCAUUUGUCGACCGCUUCGACUUCAGCAAGCCCCUGCUCUUUGGGUUCGAGUACUCUCGUGCCGACGACGAGGCAACAUACCUGGAAGAAGAUUACUCGCUCAACAAUAACCUCUACCGACACCCCGAUCGAUGGGUUCGGCCAAGAACCCGAUUCGAGAAAGGCCACGAUGUGUACUCGCUGGGCGUGGUGCUGUUGGAAAUCGCCCAGUGGGAAGAAGCUACCUCGAUGCUCAAGUCCUUCUUAGAAACUAAGCCCCUGGUCCCUUCAGAUGUUGUCAAGGCUCUAAUUGGAAAAUGCGGCAAAUCUCUCUCGCACCAGGUUGGCCGCGUCUUUGCACAAUGUAUUGUUACUUGCUUGGAUUUUCCCAUGCGAACCAAAUCCAUGAGCGAGUACGAGAUGCAGAGACACUUCCAGCGAAAUGUUACAGAGCUACUAGGAAGGGCCGUAUCGAAGGUUUAG
Messenger RNA from Fusarium musae, 2280 nucleotides. RefSeq lists its product as uncharacterized. Lineage: Eukaryota; Fungi; Ascomycota; Sordariomycetes; Hypocreales; Nectriaceae. Gene Ontology annotation, molecular function: ATP binding; protein kinase activity. The record is from RefSeq and is a predicted model, not a curated record. Bases 1 to 2280 code for a protein of 759 amino acids. The transcript has 2 exons. Gene Ontology annotation, biological process: protein phosphorylation.